Serpula lacrymans var. lacrymans S7.9 is the source of this 1257-nucleotide messenger RNA. RefSeq lists its product as uncharacterized. Gene Ontology annotation, molecular function: protein binding. Bases 77 to 1186 code for a protein of 369 amino acids. Lineage: Eukaryota; Fungi; Basidiomycota; Agaricomycetes; Boletales; Serpulaceae. The transcript has 8 exons. Gene Ontology annotation, cellular component: transcription factor TFIIIC complex. Gene Ontology annotation, biological process: transcription by RNA polymerase III. The record is from RefSeq and is a predicted model, not a curated record.
CGAUGUUUGUUCUAACGGAACGACGUAAGCAAAAGGCUAAUAACAUUUAUCUCAGGUCAAUAACGCCGACCAACGCAUGAAACGCCUUCGGAAACUUGGCAUCCUCGCUGGUACCUUUGAAGACGGUUCCUUAUCAAUCUAUGCUGUGCCAGAUCCAGUGGAUGUUACGCCUCAAAAUCACAAUCAUUCUCAGCCUGUCUUUGUAAGGUUGCCAGAACCUCUUUUACGGAUUGAGCUGGAAGAUACAUCCUGCUGGACACUCGACUGGGCAAACAGUGAAGUGAUCGCAGUUGGAUGCACGAAUGGAAAUCUUGCUGUUUACAAUAUACGGCAAGCGUUAGAUACUGGAGAUGGCCCCAAUAUUUUUCCUACUCAUUUAUUAACGGUUCAUCAGUCGGCGUUUCGUGCUCUGGCUUGGAUACGUAUACCUCCUGUAUCAGGAUCGGGGACCCCGAUGACCACGGAAGACCCGACUGUCAUAGCAAGUGGUGGAUACGACGGGGUGGAAUGUCUAACAGAUAUUCGAGAGCCGCAAGGGAACGUGAUGAACCGUACUAGAGAUGUCAUCAACAGCGUGACAUACUCACCAUACGCCGGAGGACCGAUCAUGAUCGACCACGACAACUCUGUCAAGGCGUAUUCUGUUUCGCCUACUAUGCUUGGCAGAGGACAUGUGUUACUUGAGCCUAAUGGACCCGUUUGGAGCGUCAGUGGAUCCGAUUAUCACCCACAACUCGCAGUUGGCUCUGCAGAUGGUGCGUGUUUAACAACAAAUACCUUAAGAGCCACAAGGAGGGGAGGUCCCUUUUUCGUGCACAAGAUAUUCCAAUUGGACUAUAGUCGCAAUACUGGCGAAUUUCGCAUGCUGGAGCAUUUUCUACCUCAGGAAUCCCAAGAGAAGCCGACAAACACGAAACUGAAAGACAACACGCAGGCUAGAAAAGACGAAGAUGGCGUAGCAACAGGCAGCACAGGCGUAUGGCCACCCGAGGUUGGUAUUCAUCGCGUUGCUUGGAAUAGCGCAAAUGGAUUGGGCGGUGCACCCUGGCUUGCGUCUGCUACUGCAUCCGGUUUAUGUAGAAUUGAUUGGCUACUCGGGAGGUGGAUAAAAGAUAAAGUUCCCUAUGGAAGCGUGGAAGCUAUCCGACAGGAUAUAGUUGGGUCAGGUGAAUAUGAAUCUGAUUAACGUUCUGCAAGUGUAAAAGCCUUUCCUGGCAUCGUUAUCACUGGUAAUUCCAUCAAUAGGUGAAAGCAGUU